UAAAACAUGCCUUGGACAAUAAGCGGCGCCGAUUAAAAGGUGAAUCGCAAUUACACGAAAUAAUUGAUUUGAACGCUGACAUAAUGAGACAUUUUCACGCUAAAGAUAGUGAAAAUAAUAAAUUAAACAAUGAGGAGAAAAUGAUAUUAAAACUUUUUUCCAACGAGUCGGAAUGGAUUAAAAAUAUCGACAAUUUUACCUCGGCUAAAAUACAAGAGCGCACUACAGAGGCAACUCGAUAUAUUUUGAGCGAUUUAAAGAGCUACUCAGAUAAAAUACAAGCGGUUGAUGAUGGAGUUCCGAAUCCUAAAAAAUCUGAUAAAUGCCUAGCAUCGCUUGCUCAUGGACUAUUAAAUCCACAAAGAAUUUGUACGAUCGACCAAUCUUGUUACGAGUUAUUAAAAAAUGGUACGAACUAUGGUUACGCUUUGACACAUCGACUGCUUCUCCUUCAAAUGGCCCACUACAGCCGUCAUUGUAGCAUUUUCUCAAAGUCAGAAGAUCGCUACUUCUCUAACAGAUUCUGUUCAAUGUUGUACGUAGAGGCCGAGUUCAUUGCAAUUCAGGAUUUUGAAAAUGGCUUUGUUGAUUUAAUGUUGGAGAUAAUGUGUCUCUGCGGUCUUCACGGUCACGCGCAGUUCCUAAACAGAACUUGGCUUGAGCGGAUCAAACGAUUUCAAACGCCAUACGGUUGCUUUAGUUUGGAUGUGAAAAAGAUGGAAUAUACUUUCAGACAAGAGGCUCUCAGGUGGAAACUAUACCGGAGUAGGGAUUAUGAUACUCUAGAGAGUCUUUGUAAUGAACACGUAACGUCUCUCGCUAUGGCUACGUAUGCUGAGGCAGUAAGGUUUAUUCUAGAGAUCUACUAUUAGACAAAUUUGUCAAUUGAUUGAAAUACACAUGAUAUUAAAAAAUACCGAUAAAAUGGUGUAGAUAUAGUAAAUUUAAAUUUAUUUGGACAUAUAGACAAUAUCUUAAAAAACAUAAUCUGUGCCACAGGUUAUAAUGCAAGCACGUCACGAUUUGUUUAUGGA
Pieris napi is the source of this 1034-nucleotide messenger RNA. RefSeq names its product UPF0764 protein C16orf89 homolog. The coding region runs from base 84 to 872 and encodes 262 amino acids. The transcript is spliced from 5 exons. Lineage: Eukaryota; Metazoa; Arthropoda; Insecta; Lepidoptera; Pieridae. The record is from RefSeq and is a predicted model, not a curated record. Gene Ontology annotation, cellular component: membrane; cytosol.